UGUAACACCCACAACCACCACACAACUUGCAGUAUCUAGUCCUCAUAAGAAAAAUGGAGAAACUUUCAGUGGUCGCCAUAGCUGUUCUUGUCUUAGCUUGCUCUCUUCCUCUCACCAGUGCCUCCCAACCACUCGACAUUUACAAACUAUCCCUCCAGUUUGGCAAACACCGUGGUGUAUUUGACUAUUACAAACUCUCCCUGGAAUGGCCAAAAUCGGUGUGCAACACAGGUGGUAGUGAGGAAUGUGAAAACCCCAUUAAAGACCACUUCACCAUCCACGCUCUCCAGCCUUACUAUCGCCCUGACAAUUCUGUUCCUCCCUACAAUGAAAGUCGCUGCAAUUCCGUCCCUCCAAGCCCGCCAGAAAGAAUAACAGCUGCAUACUUAAAAAGGUAUGAAAUUCUAGAUGACAUGGUCAAGUUUUGGCCAAAUCUGUAUGGCUACUCGAACGUUGACAAGAACUUGGAGUUUUGGCGUCGUCAAUGGAGCAGAGCUGGACAGUGUUCACCAUAUCCUGUUUAUCCCGACUUUUACUUCGACGUUGCCCUAACUUACGUUAAAUCAAUCAAUCUUCUAAAAAUCCUCGAGUCCUCAGGUAUUCGCCCCAACAAUAAGAAAUACGAAGCAAGUGCAUUUGCAAAGGCCAUUGAAGAAAAGCUGGGAGUGAAGGUUCAGAUCCGCUGCAACAAGGACGCCAAGAGCGUACUACAAUUCUAUGAGGCCUUCCUAUGCAUUGACAGACUUAACUUUCUUGAGUCAUGCUCAGCAACCAAAUACUACGGCUGUUCCGAGACUGAUAAGAUCCAGUUCCCUUCCGUAGGGCGGGUUUGAGGAGAAAAGUUGAUGGAUGGAGCAAUAUAUAAAUAAUGUCCUUAGUUGCUCUUUGUGGGGUUACUUAUGUAUAUAAAAUGUAAGCGUGCAUGUUGGGGUAGUGGCUACCAACUCUUUGUGAGUUACUUCGAUGCGAUGAAUCAAUAUUAUCUAAAUAAAAUGUGCGCUACUAUUUCCUACAACAA
Messenger RNA from Tripterygium wilfordii, 1018 nucleotides. RefSeq names its product ribonuclease 1-like. Lineage: Eukaryota; Viridiplantae; Streptophyta; Magnoliopsida; Celastrales; Celastraceae. The record is from RefSeq and is a predicted model, not a curated record. Gene Ontology annotation, molecular function: RNA binding; ribonuclease T2 activity. Gene Ontology annotation, cellular component: extracellular region. The transcript is spliced from 3 exons. Bases 54 to 833 code for a protein of 259 amino acids. Gene Ontology annotation, biological process: RNA catabolic process.